This is a messenger RNA of Saimiri boliviensis boliviensis (Bolivian squirrel monkey), 2301 nucleotides long. It is a transcript of the gene TMPRSS7, whose product is annotated as transmembrane serine protease 7. NCBI's taxonomy places the organism in Eukaryota, Metazoa, Chordata, Mammalia, Primates, Cebidae. The record is from RefSeq and is a predicted model, not a curated record. Gene Ontology annotation, biological process: proteolysis. Gene Ontology annotation, molecular function: serine-type endopeptidase activity; protein binding.
UCAUCUGGCUGCUCAUUUGUAUCCUUUAUAAUAAAGAAGUAAUAGUAAGACAGAAAGCAAAGACGCUUUUUACUUUGCUGGGAUGUUUCGCAUCACCAACAUUGAAUUUCUUCCUGAAUACCGACAAAAGGAGUCCAGGGAAUUUCUUUCUGUGGCACGGACUGUGCAGCAAGUGAUAAACCUGAUUUAUACAACAUCUGCCUUCUCCAGAUUUUAUGAGCAGUCCAUUGUUGCAGAUGUCAGCAACAACAAGGGUGGCCUCCUUGUCCACUUUUGGAUUGUGUUUGUCAUGCCACGUGCCAAAGGCCACAUCUUCUGUGAAGACUGUGUGGCCGCCAUCUUGAAGGAUUCCAUCCAGACAAGCAUCAUAAAUCGGACCUCCGUGGGGAGCUUGCAGGGUCUGGCUGUGGACAUGGACUCUGUGGUUCUAAAUGACAAAGGCUGCUCUCGGUACUUCUAUGCAGAGCAUCUGUCUCUCCACUACCCGCUGGAGAUUUCUUCAACCUCAGGGAGGCUGAUGUGUCACUUCAAGCUGGUGGCCAUCAUGGGCUACCUGAUUCGCCUCUCAAUCAAGUCCAUUCAAAUCGAAGCCGACAACUGUGUCACUGACUCCCUGACCAUUUACGACUCCCUCUUGCCAAUCCGGAGCAGCAUCUUGUACAGAAUUUGUGAACCCACAAGAACAUUAAUGUCGUUUGUUUCUACAAAUAAUCUCAUGUUGGUGACAUUUAAGUCUCCUCAUAUACGGAGGCUCUCAGGAAUCCGGGCAUAUUUUGAGGUCAUUCCAGAACAAAGGUGUGAAAACACAGUGUUGGUGAAAGAAAUAACUGGCUUUGAAGGGAAGAUUUCAAGUCCAUAUUACCCGAGCUACUAUCCUCCAAAAUGCAAGUGCACCUGGAAAUUUCAGACUUCCCUACCAACACUUGGCAUAGCACUGAAAUUCCAUAACUAUUCAAUAAGCAAGAAGAAUAUGAAAGGCUGUGAGCAUGGAUGGUGGGAAAUUAAUGAGCACAUGUACUGUGGCUCCUAUAUGGAUCAUCAGACAAUUUUUCGAGUGCCCAGCCCUCUGGUUCACAUUCAGCUCCAGUGCAGUUCAAGGCUUUCGGACAAGCCACUUUUAGUGGAAUAUGGCAGUUACAACAUCAGUCAACCCUGCCCUGUUGGAUCUUUUAGAUGCUCCUCCGGUUUAUGUGUCCCUCAGGCCCAGCGCUGUGAUGGAGUAAAUGACUGCUUUGAUGAAAGUGAUGAACUGUUUUGCGUGAGCCCUCAACCUACCUGCAAUACCAGCUCCUUCAGGCAGCAUGGCCCUCUCAUCUGUGAUGGCGUCAGGGACUGUGAGAAUGGCCGGGAUGAGCAAAACUGCACUCAAAGUAUUCCAUGCAACAACAGAACUUUUAAGUGUGGCAAUGAUAUUUGCUUUAGGAAACAAAAUGCAAAAUGUGAUGGGACAGUGGAUUGUCCAGAUGGAAGUGACGAAGAAGGCUGCACCUGCAGCAGGAGUUCCUCCAGCCUUCACCGCAUCAUCGGGGGCACAGACACACUGGAGGGGGGUUGGCCAUGGCAGGUCAGCCUCCACUUUGUUGGAUCUGCCUACUGUGGUGCCUCGGUCAUCUCCAGGGAGUGGCUUCUUUCUGCAGCUCACUGUUUUCAUGGAAACAGGCUGUCAGAUCCCACACCAUGGACUGCACACCUUGGGAUGUAUGUUCAGGGGAAUGCCAAGUUUGUCUCUCCGGUGAGAAGAAUUGUGGUCCACGAAUACUAUAACAGUCAGACUUUCGAUUAUGAUAUCGCUUUGCUACAGCUCAGUAUUGCCUGGCCUGAGACCUUGAAACAGCUCAUUCAGCCAAUAUGCAUUCCUCCCGCUGGCCAGAGAGUUCGCAGUGGGGAGAAGUGCUGGGUAACUGGCUGGGGGCGAAGGCAUGAAGCAGAUAAUAAAGGCUCCCUUGUUCUGCAGCAAGCAGAGGUAGAACUCAUUGAUCAAACUCUCUGUGUUUCCACCUAUGGGAUCAUCACUUCUCGGAUGCUCUGUGCAGGCUUAAUGUCAGGCAAGAGAGAUGCCUGCAAAGGAGAUUCGGGUGGACCUCUAGCUUGUCGAAGAAAAAGUGAUGGAAAAUGGAUUUUGACUGGCAUUGUUAGCUGGGGACAUGGAUGUGGACGACCAAAUUUUCCUGGUGUUUACACACGGGUGUCAAACUUUGUUCCCUGGAUUCAUAAAUAUGUCCCUUCUCUUUUGUAAGUGUACUAGUUGGAUUUUUACUGUGAUUUAUGUUAAAAAUAGAUACUUAAACUGAUGCAAUAAUU